Molecule: messenger RNA, 796 nt
Organism: Brassica oleracea var. oleracea
Lineage: Eukaryota; Viridiplantae; Streptophyta; Magnoliopsida; Brassicales; Brassicaceae
Exons: 2
Coding region: 236-796 (186 amino acids)
Source: RefSeq, a predicted model, not a curated record
UACAUGAGUGAGUAUACAUAAUAGAUUAGUUGUAAAGUAAAGACCAUCACUACAUAAAAAAGCAGGCUACGUAGUUGCCAGAAUUCGGUAUAUGUCUGAUUGAUAUAGAAACAUACAUAAAUAAACGCACAACUGCUUUAUUUAAAAGGAAAGUAAAUGGACUUGGUCAGCCCCUCUAGGCUCCCCUCCCGGUUCGGUUUCCACCUUCAGAGAAUCACUACAACACUCCUUUGCAAUGGUAAACCUCCCACCUGUCGGAUCCUCUGCUAAUCUCUUCCCUUGGAUUUGCUGGGGCCUAUGGAUCAACCGUAACCUUCGCACCUUCGAAAACAAGCAGACGCCACCGCCGGAAAUCCUCUCGUGCGCCAUCGCACUCCUGCAGGAGUGGGCAGCACAGCCCCAAGCUAGCGACCGAUCGAGAUCACUCCCAUCACAGCUACCACCGACACAAAUCUCGUCACUGUCGACCAUCAUCUGCAACACCGAUGCGACAUGGAAUAAGGAUACAGGGAAUCAGGGCUGGCUUGGAUCUUCACCUCCCCCACCGGUCGAGAAAUCACUCGAGGUUGCUCCUAUCAGCUCCACGCCUCCUCCCCGCUCAUGGCGGAAGCUUUGGCGAUCUUUGGAGUUUUAUCCGACAUUGAAACGGCAAUCCCUUCUUCUUUCGAUUUCUUUCACGCAUCCUUUGUUUCUAGAGUUUCAAAUGGGCAUGCAGACUCAUGGGCCAAGGGCUCUCUUUGUAACAAAUUAUCUGUGUUGGGUUCAGGUCCACACUAACCUUUUCCUUUCUAAUUAA